This is a messenger RNA of Zingiber officinale, 4565 nucleotides long. Its product is annotated as pentatricopeptide repeat-containing protein At3g49710-like. Bases 91 to 2259 code for a protein of 722 amino acids. The record is from RefSeq and is a predicted model, not a curated record. Gene Ontology annotation, biological process: RNA modification. Lineage: Eukaryota; Viridiplantae; Streptophyta; Magnoliopsida; Zingiberales; Zingiberaceae. Gene Ontology annotation, molecular function: RNA binding; protein binding; zinc ion binding. The transcript is spliced from 3 exons.
UGGUUAACAAUAUCUAUGAUUUGACUAAUACCGAUGGGUUAGUGAGAUUACGUGUCCAAAAACGAUCUGUCGAUCAAGCGCAAGCUUGGAAUGAACCGUCUCUUGGCCCAGCUAUCCCAACUCCGAGCUGCCGAUCUCCGCUUCCGCGACCUCCUAAAGCUCUGUGUCGCCCGCCGCGACCUCGUCGCCGGCCGUGCUCUCCACGCCCUCUUCCUCAAGUCCCAUGUGCCUCCAUCCACCUACCUUGCCAACCAUUUCAUCCUCCUCUAUUCGCACUGCGGCCACCUCCCUCUCGCCCAGCAGUCGUUCGACGAAAUACCCCAACCGAACGUUUUCUCCCACAACGCCCUGCUCGCGGCCUACGCCCGCCUCUGCCACCCUGACGCUGUCCGCCGCCUCUUCCUCCGCAUCCCCUCCCCCGACCUCGUCUCCUACAACACUCUCCUCUCCGCCUACGCCGCCGCCAACGGUGGCGCCUACGCCGGCGAUGCCAUCCGCCUCUUUUCUCGCAUGCGCUACCUUGGCUCCGACGCCGACGGCUUCACCCUCUCCUCUGUCAUCUCCUCUGUCGUCGGUGCAGUCGAGCAGUUCCACUCCGUCGCCAUCGCCUCAGGUCUAGGCUCCUAUAUCUCCGUGAACAACGCCCUCAUCAGCAGCUACAGCAAAGGCGGCUUUUUGUUCGAAGCCGAGCGGGUUUUCGAUGAGAUUUUCUGCGAAAGGGAUGCGGUUUCUUGGAAUUGCAUGAUCGUUGCGUUCGGGCAGCACCGUCAGGGACUAAAAGCCCUCAACUUGUUUCAGACAAUGGUGAGGAAAGGCUUCGAGGUUGACAUGUUCACGCUCGCCAGCGUGCUCACAGCAUUCACUGCCGUGAAGGAUUCAGCUGGCGGUGCACAGUUCCAUGCGCAGAUGAUCAAGUCCGGUUUUGCAAUAAACUCUCAUGUGGGCAGUGGCUUGAUUGACCUGUACUCGAAGGUUGGCUGGAUAGUCGAUGCGAGGAAGGUCUUCGAGGAGGUUCAUAAUCCUGAUUUGGUCGUAUGGAACACAAUGAUCUCAGGGUACUCGCUCAAUGAUGAGUUCUCAGAGGAAGGCCUUGAAUGCUUCCGCCGUAUGCAGCGGGCUGGUUUUAAGCCGGAUGAUUGCAGCUUUGUGUGUGCGAUCAGUGCGUGCUCAAAUUUGUCAUCCCCAUCGCAGGGGAAGCAAAUGCAUGGACUAACCAUUAAGACUGAAUUGCCAAGCAACCAAAUCUCUGUUAACAAUGCACUAGUUUCCAUGUAUGCGAAGUGUGGAAAUCUCAAGGAUGCGAGUAUGCUUUUUGAGAGGAUGCACCAACGCAACACGGUCUCAUUCAAUACUAUGAUAGCGGCUUAUGCUCAGCAUGGACUUGGUUUGGAAGCAUUGGAGCUGUUCAAAGUGAUGCUUGAUUCAGAUAAUGAGCCCACAAGCAUCACAUUCAUCUCGGUGUUGUCUGCGUGUGCUCACACUAGGAGGGUCGAUGAAGGAUGGGAGUAUUUUGAUUCUAUGAGGCAAAAGUAUAAUAUUGAACCCGGAGAAGAACAUUAUUCAUGCAUGAUUGAUCUCCUGGCUCGCACCGGGAAGUUUGAGGAUGCCAAGAAGCUAAUUGAAUCGAUGCCCUUUGAUCCAGGCUUGAUAGGAUGGGCUACUUUGCUCAGUGCUUGCAGGACCCACGGAAACUUGGAGGUUGGAGCAAUGGCAGCAGAGAAGCUUCUCCAGCUGGAUUCUUCUAAUGCAGCUGCUUAUGUGAUGCUCUCAAAUAUUUAUGCCAGCACGGGUAGAUGGGAUGAGUUUGCGAAAGUACGAAAACUGAUGAGAGGCAGGGGAGUGAGGAAGAAACCUGGAUGCAGUUGGAUCGAACUGGGGAAGCAAAUCCAUGUAUUUGUUGCUGAGGAUGUAUCACAUCCAAGGAUUAAGGAAAUUUACUUGUUCUUGGAGGAGAUUUCGAAAAAAAUGGAACAGGCUGGGUAUGUCCCAGAUAUGUCAUUGGUGCCUAUAAGGGACAACAUUGCUGAACGUGACACGAGGCUCGGAUAUCACAGUGAGAAACUCGCUGUUGCCUUUGGGUUGAUCAGUACUGGAGAGGGUGUGCCUCUACUGGUGGUGAAGAAUCUUAGGAUAUGUGGAGAUUGCCAUAACACAAUCAAAGUUGUUUCUGCAAUGACUGGAAGGGAGAUCACUGUGAGGGAUGCACACAGGUUUCAUUGUUUCACCGCUGGAAGUUGCUCCUGUGGAGAUUUCUGGUGAUAUAACCUUCAAGCUGACUAGUGUACUUUUCGCUUGGAACUCAGUUAUCGCAACACUGAUCCAAUCAUCUAAAGAAAUUGCUGUCAGCAGGUUCGGAACUUGUUUUUCUGGAGAAUGCAUGACAUUUGCACUUAGCAGGGAAAUUGAAAUCCUUGAUCUUCUAAAUUUUGCAACUAAGGGUCAUCAGGUGUUAAAUGGUCAGCAGUUAACGUGCUUAUCACAUAUGUAUACCAGCCAAGAGAAGAGGAUUCAUUUUCCAUGAGCAAAUCCUCCUCAUUGAGACCUGCUAUUGGGUGCAAGCAAAGGUAAGCAUUACAAUUUCUACUGGUUUGAGCAUAUAUAUGUUGAUUUGCAAUUCACAUGUUUCUUUUACCUCGAAUUAUGUGGUUUGCCAUAUAUAAAUUAACUUUCUGCAAUUGCAAAUGGAAAUUGUUGUAUCAGAUACCCUUUACAGGCUGAACAAAUAGUCAUGUCAACAUGUAAAUACCAACUGAUUGCAGGCUAACUGAAAUUACAUGCAUGGUAUAUUUUUGGAGUUUUAGUCAUGCACUGUUUUUCUUCUAUACUUGUUCUUAGAACUUGAUUAGUCAAACAAUGGUUUAUGAGAUUAUAUAGUGUUGGAAGGUCCAACAUAGGAUUCUCUUGCAAUUCACUUUUCUAAAUUUUUUGUGUUCAAAUCUAUCUACAGUUUUAAAUAGCCUUUACUUGUGGGCUUUUAGGUGUUUAAUUUUCCAAAACGCAAAAUCUAUUGUGGUUUUAGAUGAUUAACUAUCAAAGAAACAUUAGGCACAGUUGCAGUGAUGUGCUAUUCACAAGUAUCAACACAACUAAGUGCACGUAACAAGGCUAGGAAAAAAAGCUAGGCGAGUAAGGAGUUGACUACCAUAACACAACCAAGCUGAGCUCUUCCACUGUGUUCUGAGGACUGCUUGUAGCUUUGUCUUCCCUUGCUUUUUUAAGGUUCUCAAAACCUUCAUUGAGGGCAACCAGUUAUACCAACAUGUGAAUGUUAGCUUGACUCGGCAACAUCCAUGAAGUAGGAUAUUGAGAAAGUCCUGCCUUUCGCCAUGGCUUAAUCUGUGCUAACUACCAAGAGGACUGAGGAGGUAGCUCUUUGCACAGUACGAGCCUCUACCUUAGAUAUAGUGAGGACAACCAAUGAAUGUGCUUGAUAUACAUAUAAUAUAGUAUUGUAAGAAAAUGUGUUGGAUAGUGAUGUUAUCGUGCAGACUAAGGAGACUCUGUUACCUGCACCUGCACCUGCACCUGUGUGAUAAACAUUCAUCACACGUGAUAGCGAGCACAAAGCAAUGCUACAAUGGCAUGCAUUGUUCUGAAGAUUUCAGUAGUUAAACAACAAGGGCAGAAGGAAUUCAGGCAUUUUUUUAAUAUCAAUGCUAACAUUGCCUAAUUGCAUACUUAUUUAAGUCCUUGAGACACUGGUUUCAGAGAAAAGCAAUUCCAGUUACAGCUUACAAGAGACAAAUUGUAAAGAGCAAGAAAGUCUUUUAAUUUUGGGCAGCAAUUGAAUGAAAGCAGCAGCAACAGCCUUGUGAGGGAGGGAACGUUACUGAAACCAAUCCUAGAGGAACUGAGCUCUUUUCAUCAACUUGGUGUUUUAAAUCAGCUCUGCCUUUGGCUUCUCAUUCAAAGUUGCAUUGCAAUGGCUGCAAAAGAACUAAUAAUUUAUGGUCAGAUUCCUUGAGCAUCACAAAGCUGCAUGGAGAUCUGUGUUCAGUUAAGCAAUUUUUAACCUUAAGAAUUAAUUACUACCAGAAACAUAAAGUUGGACUUGAAUUUUGUUCUCUUUGAGCUGCUGCUGCUGAGCUGAGUCUAGCUUCUUGGAAAGCUUGUUGUGCAGGCAAAAAGGCAAAUUGCUGCGCCGUUUUAAUGUCAACUGUUUGGUGGCAAUCUCACUGAGCGAGAGGAACACUUUUCUUGGCCACUUCCAUCAAUGGAGGUCAUUACUCACACAGAUCAUCAGCUUCUAAACCAGGUUGAUGGUUGAGGAAGAUGUGCAUGCAUCCAAAAUAUUGUUAUCAGACCACCAAAUCUUUUGUCUGCAUGUCCAAAUCCAAUAACUUACUGUAGCCACCAACGCCCCUCCUUGAAAAGAAAACCACCCUGGUUUUCUGAGCUCUAUGCUUUUCCUUUCUUGCUCCAUAAGAAUGAAUGCUCCCCUUGCUGCUUUUCUUCCCUCCCUCUCCCUUGCAUCUCAUGAGCCUUGCAUGGAGCUCGGAGGUGCGGUGAGCAUGGUGGAUGGGCUAGCAGUAGCUAGCGGUACUGGUUCUUCAGAAGGUGGCAGC